AUGCUCCUCUCCCUCGGGAUGGCAUCGCCUGUCGCUCGCCGCCUCUCGCGGUCGACCUCUUCAUCGCUACCCGCUGCAAAACAACUCUUGUUCGGACUGGUUGCACUGUGGUCCUUGACACAGGUCGGCCUCGCGCAAAGUCUCCCAUACGUCCCGACAACUAUUCUACUGCCAAACACCAACAGCGUCCCUCUUCAGCAAAAUGUCAGCUGCGACGUCGCCUAUAUCUUUUCGCCCACAGAUGAUUCCGUCUCACUGUUGGCUCUCAACAUCUCAAGCACCAUCAAGUCAUCGGAUCUGACAUUCGAUAUAUUAUCCUCCGAGCUGCCAUUCCUCGCCAGCGGCAAUGCCUCUUUUACUCCCAGCAUAGCAAAUAAUGGAACACUCAUUGUAUAUGCCGGCAAUUGCUCCUCGUCCAGCGAUGCCGGUGUGUGGACAAUGGACCCACCACUGGACGGUUCAAAGGGCAACUGGACACAGAGCGCACUGGGAUCAAGUAACUCCGGUCCUGGUUAUCUCGGCGCAGGGCUAAGUUUCUCAACAACGCUGGAGCCCGUCAUGGGCCCCAUGGACGUUUAUAUCUAUGGUGGCAUGUGCCCUGGCAAUGUCACUGAUGAGACACUCGCACAAAGCGAGGCAACAUACUCUAAUCAAAUGCUGCGCCUCUCGCCCUCGGACUCGAAUACUGCCGAUUAUGCAGUGCACUCCUUGACAAACAAAGGUGCACCAAUAGCCGAAGCAGGAUUCACCUUUACCGGACUGUCUCCGUCGAUAUCGAACAGAUCCGGCACCGUGACGCAGCAAGCCAACUAUGUUGUUCUGGGCGGCCACACGGAGUCUGCUUUUGUCAACAUCAGUACCGCAGCUAUCUGGAGCUUGCCGGAAGAAAGCUGGGGUUAUGUGAGUAUAGGCACGGCAAAUUCAUCAGGCUCCACAGAACUGGCCAUUAAAAGCACUUCAACGACUAUGGACCCACGAUCUGGUCAUACCGCCGUGCUGAACGAAGAUGGAAGCGCCCUAGUAAUCCUGGGCGGGUGGGUCGGGAAUACCCAGACAGCUGCAUCACCACAAUUGGCUAUUCUCGACCUCGGCCUUGGGUACGGAGGAAAUGGAGAUUGGCAAUGGACAAUCCCCGAGGACCAGCCAUCUGGUUCGGGAAUCUACGGCCAUGGUGCAGCACUGCUGCCAGGAAACGUCAUGAUGGUCUAUGGAGGCUACCAAAUAUCAUCCUCCGGGAGCAACUCCAAAAGGCAAACGUCGACGACCCAGCCUUCCUUUUUGAAUCUUACGAGUAUGUCUUGGUCAGAAGAUUAUACGAACCCGACAUAUGCAGCCAGUGCAGGGGAUGAUACGUCCGAUGACGAUGACGAAGACGCUGCAAGGCAAUUAGGUCUAGGUCUUGGUCUAGGCUUGGGCUUCGGUGCCAUUAUACUCGCGAUCCUGGCAUAUUUUCUCUUCCGUUGGCGACAUGUUCGCAAGUAUUCUUCCCGGGAGGAUAUCAUUCGAUCGUUAGCCCAGGAUACCAACCACUACCUUCAGGAUGAACCCAUGAUGGAGCACGAUGGUCAAGACACAAGCUGGUACCUCGGUGGCCAUGAUCCAUACAUGACUGGCGGCAGGUCACUAGGUUACCAAAGCCUACAAGGUGGUCGCGGAAGCAUAGAUGCAGCUGGUUUCUCCUACACUCCAGCGCCGAUGUUGCGCAAGCCAGUGCCCCCUAGAACUUCGCGGGGGCACUACAUGCCGGCUCCAGUCAGUGGCUAUGACUCCCCUAUGGGUCAUCGUCCGACGCGAUCUGGUGGGAUACAUCCCAUAUACGAAGCUGACGAGGAAACACAAACUGUGGAAGAGCCUAUCACCCCUGCUAGGGACACAGCCAGGGACAGCGUGCACUCAGACCCAUUCUUGACACCCGUAGCGGACAGACCUCUUUCCUUUCCUCAAGCAAGUCACGUAUCACAAAGUCCAGGGAAUGAAAGCCGACCGCAAACGGAUCCUGAUGUGCAGGACUGGAUGUCGGACGUGGACGCAGCGGAUGCACUAUUAACAGGACGAAUGACGACACACAGUGCUGGUGGCGCAGGUAGAACAUCGCCAGUGCGACGAAACACGGUCAAGUCAAUCAUGUCGGUGCGCUCGGGAUACAACGGGGACGAGGAUGCGCGCACAAACAGCAACUUAUCCGAUUCCAGCCGUGGCGUGUCCCGAUCUGGCUCUCAGCGUUCACAUCUACGUCUCGGUUUCGGCGUUAGUCCUGCAACCGCAGCAGCAGAAGAGAGGAGUGGAACUAGCAGCUCUGAUAGCAGUCAACCAUCAUACCACACUGCCAAGUCUAUUCCGACCUUGCAAGCUGAAGGACCAUCGUUGCUCCUAGGUAGACACGAAUAUGACGAGGACGACGCUCCAGGAAGUCCGAGCAAGAAUAAGCCACGACUCAGUCGAGGAUGGUUGGGCAGUCUCCGGCGCGUUUUCAGCGGCUCAACGCCGUCAUCAGCAUCUCCUGGAAGUUACCUUGACACUCCAAUGCGUGACAGCAUGGCUGGAGCCUCAGAUUAUGACCCACAGUCCGGGGGUCUCGGGACCAUCGCCGCUGGCGGACUGUUCAGAAGAAAAGGAGGUCGUGGUGCAUGGGAAGCUGGAGAUGCAGGAAACGACGAUGACCUUCCACUUGGUAGACGAGGCAUGGGCGAUGGAGAUGACGAAUGGGACAUUGAAAAGGCUGUCGAAAAGCGACUCGUUCAGGUCAUGUUCACGGUGCCUAGAGAGCCCCUGCGCAUAGUCAAUGGCGAGCCGGAUAUCGAGAGCGGCGAGAGUGUCGUUGUCAUUGACCCAGACACCGAUGAGAGGGUUGAGAUGGACGAGAAGAGGAGGUACGAGCUCAGGGAUGAGCCGAGAACGACGACAGAAAUGGCUGAAUCGAGCUACAUAUCAGAGAGACAGCCCCCUCAUGGCGAAGAGGUCGAAGAGGAGGAUGUGAUUUUGGACAAGGGAAAACAGCGGGACAAUGUAGAUUCGGCUCUGGGCUCCGAGAUUGGACCUCCGACUUAUAUACCAACACAUCGAGACACUGUCGACUCGGGUCUGGGUACAGAUUCUGACGUACCUCUGGAGCGGACAAUGACCCGGGAGCUGGAGGGUCUCCUUCCCUCCUCAAAGGCGGAGGCGCGGCCCGACUCCUUCUCGUCCCUGGAGGAUCCUUUCUUCAGCUCACCUAGCAUCCGGCAACGCUCGCGUGAUUCGCAGCAUAGCGACGCGCCGAUCCUUUCAGCACAGGCUGUACAACUAAAACGCCCUGAACGCGCCAUGACACGCGUUCUGGCAAUGGUGGAAAGCAUCGAGAGCCGGAGCCGGAGUGCAAGUCCGGACCGACCGUGA
This is a messenger RNA of Pestalotiopsis fici W106-1, 3375 nucleotides long. RefSeq lists its product as uncharacterized. The record is from RefSeq and is a predicted model, not a curated record. Gene Ontology annotation, molecular function: protein binding. Lineage: Eukaryota; Fungi; Ascomycota; Sordariomycetes; Amphisphaeriales; Sporocadaceae. The coding region runs from base 1 to 3375 and encodes 1124 amino acids. The transcript has a single exon.